Molecule: messenger RNA, 1290 nt
Organism: Elgaria multicarinata webbii
Lineage: Eukaryota; Metazoa; Chordata; Lepidosauria; Squamata; Anguidae
Gene: CIMAP2
Product: ciliary microtubule associated protein 2
Exons: 10
Coding region: 1-1281 (426 amino acids)
Source: RefSeq, a predicted model, not a curated record
AUGUGUGCUCAGGUGGGCGGGUGCAAUGGCAAUGGCAGCAGCGCCAACCGGACAGCCCGCAACUGUGCUCCCUUCCCUGUAGAUGGUCGGAAAGAGCUCCAAUGCAGCACCCCGGUGCCCCCUGCUGCAGACCGAAUGUCGUCAAGAUUUGAUGUGUCGGCAAUUUAUCCAAAUGUCAAGAAGCCAAGUACCCUCCUGCAGGCUCCGUACUCCAAGAUCAUCUGUUCAGACUUGAACCGAAAAUUAGGACCAGGCACCUACAGAACGGACUAUGGAGGAUUCAGUUCUUCAGCCUGGGAGAAAAGGGGUUCCAACUCUAACUGGGCAAAGGCAGAAGAAGCGGCGAGACUCACUCAAAUGCCACAUUUUAAUUUCAAGGACAUAUGCCACAAAGAAAAGGUUCUGAAACAAAAACUGGGGCCUGGAACUUACAACUACACAGAUUUCCUGGAACUGCAGAAAAGGCGUCCGCACAGCAUUAGAGGCAUAUGUGACACCGGAGAAGUGAGAUUCAAAGACCGCAUCAGGGAAUGUUACCCUGGCCCAGGAAACUAUGGGAAUCCUUAUGCCCUCCUGGAAGAAAAAGAAAAACGCUCAUUGACUGCACUUGGAAUCAUGGACAGCAAAACGACAAAAAUCUUCGCCUUUCCCCAUACGGGAAGCGGUCUGGGUCCUGGGACCUACGAUCACAAAAACGGCAUGGAUGAGGUGCUCAACCGAUUGGUCAGCACAAGAGGCCCUUAUGAAACCUUCACAGGAGACAGGUCCAAGCCUAUCAUUUGUGGGCAUUACGCUACUGAUAAAAAACCCAUUGAGCUGAGCAGCAUCAAUGUAAAGAGCUUCCUGGAAGAAUUUAAAACAAGGGAGAAAAAGAGGCAUGGCGUUUUCAGCUCCUUUGCGCGCAAUCCUGGCUGCCCAAGUGAACGGAUCUUCUGGGCCACCGUUGGCCAGUGUCCACGUGAACAAUACACAGCAGGGCCAGGGUCAUAUGACAUAAAGCCUAUCACGAGAACAGAAUAUGGAAACCAACCCCCAUUCUGGAUCGGUGCAAAAAGAUUCGACAGGAAAGCAUACCGUCUCUUUUUUGGAAAUGCUAACCCAGUUGGAGUUGGCCGCUAUGAUACCACAAAGCAUGAGAAAUACCCAAAGAAGCUCAGAUACCGUUCAAUUUAUAUGAAUGAUGCACAACGUUACCUUAGUAAUCUGGAAAGGGACAAGUGCUUACAGGCGCGAAUCACUCCUGUUAAUAAAGGCCACUGGAACAACCCACCAUCUGCCUAAGCAGCCAUC